AUGGUUGGUGACAAGUUUGAAAAUAAAUAUAUCAACGAUGAAGCAAAAAAACUCAAACAUGGUCUUCCCACUCGCGGAUAUUACGCGGAAUUAUUAACCGAUUUAUCUUAUGAAAGCCGAAUAAAAGCGAUAACCGAACUUCCCGGCGCGUUGAAAAAUACUAAAUUAAUAUGGCAGAUGAGAACGGAAAAACAUACCCCUAUUAUACGAUCUAUGAAUCCUCCCUUAAGAAGAUCAUUUUUAGCACCGGCCGAGAGAUGGAUGACGUUCGAUGAUGAUAAAACUAUAAGCUUUCCUGUUGACACUUUCAAACCUAAAGUUCAACUACAACAUAAAGUCAAACCUAAAACGCUUCCAAGAAGUGUUGCAAUUGAAAGAUGUCGUCGUGAAUAUCAGAGUCAACAUUUAAAAGAUGUUUUAAUGGAACACGAUAUAUCUAUGAGAGAUUUAAUACCUCCGGAAAUAUUGCAACAACACGCCGAAGAUAGGACUUGGCUCAGUUUUUUACCUCUAGAAUUAUUCGACGACGAAGAAUUCGACAUAAGAACUCCCGAAAACUGGUUAGAGCACGGAAUUAUAGACAACGUGCGCCACUCCUUACCGGCCAUAGCAUUCGUACCAACAGUAACACAAAUGACUGUAGAAUCGAGUGAGAAUUUGUCCUCGAAACAUAAACUCUCUAUAAAUCCAUUAGAUUAUUUGUAUGCGUGGAUUAAUGUCGCUGUUAUUGAUUAUAAUCCUCAAACUAAACUUUGGCAAGUUAUGACUUUGGAUGGAACGCAAAGGAUGUUGUCUUUGCACAGAUUGUACAUCAUGUUUUACGCCGAGGAUCCCGUAAAUUUUGUUAAUAGGAUGAAAGAAGCUUUGAGAUUGAAAAGCGAAACGGAAAAUUUAAUAAGAUAUGAAUUCUUUUUGGAUUGUAUAUCGUUGGAGGGCGUCGAAGAAAUCGAUUCGGUGCUUUUGGAAAAAAUAACAUUGUUUGCUUCUAGAGGCAUUGGAAAAAAAGUAACCGGUACAGAAUAUUUUUCAAGGUUAAUAUCAAAUGUUCAGUUGAAUCAUAAAAGAGCUCUUGGAUCUUUUGAAUUUGCGAAAAAUUUUAAAGAUCAACACGAUAUCAAAAAUUUGUGGAUUCCACCUAAAGAAGAGGAAAUGAUACCAGAGCCCGUGAUUACAGGAAUAGUUGAUUUUACGAAGAUAAGAGAUUAUUUCAGAUGGUAUAAUAUAUAUGUAUUACCAGAAACUUAUAGGGCGAUGUCGUACGUCAAUGGGGAAUGUAUAAAAGUUGCUUCUAUGUCUCUAUUUACAGCCAAUUACGGUUCUAAAUACGUUUCCUUGGACGAAUUUGAAUCGAUUCAAAAUUUAUCAACGAACGUGCUUCUGAAGCAGCUGCGAGGACCGUGGGUGGAAACGAUAGUUUUCAAUAUAAGGAUGUGUCUAGGUGAUAUCGGUAAAGGUUGGUUCGAUAUUAACGAAAAAAUUUUCGAAACCUACGAAAUAUCCAAACUGAAACGUUUCAUGGAAUUGGUAAAAUUCAGGAUGCAGCAUACACUUCGUCUGUUAGUGGAAAAUUCCAUAAAUACUUUUAUAAAUUUAGUUGAAACUCCUUGUUUGACUUGUCUUCAAGUGGAAGACGACUACGAAUGGGGUGCUGAUUUAGUAAACAGUCCUUUUAUAUCGAAAACAUCGCCAUUAUUCAGUUUGCAAUUGAAGAUGCAAGAAACUGGUGCUUAUUAUUCGACAACCCCGGAAAAUUUUCAGGUGGUGCUGUUGAAACUUUUCGACGAAGCUUUGAAACAAACUCACUUAAUAAAACAAGUCCAUCCUUAUCUAUUGGGAAAUCUGCGUUUUCCCAAAGAUCUUAAUUUGUCUUCGGUCGGGUUAUUAGCUACGGAAGUUUGCGAUAUCAGAAAUCGUUUCAUCGUAGCCUACGAUCGAGCUAUGAUACCUUUGAAAGCUUAUGCCGCUAAAUACGAUAUGCACCUAUCGCUAUUUAAUAUGGACGUCAACGAGUUUAUAGAACAAUACAAACAAGAACAGCAUUCGGCUUACGAAGUAAAAGAAGAAGUAUCUAAUCAAUAUAGACUAAAAUCUAGUUUAGAAUCUUCUAUACCGAUUAUAAUUUUUAUCGGACCUUUUCACAUAUCUGUAGAUUAUUUGAGAAAUCAUUUGAUUAAUAAACGACAAGAUAUUAUUAAUAAAAUGCUCGACGCUUUCGCCGAAAGGAUGAAACAACUUGUUGAAGAGGUUUUAUACGAAUAUCAAAAAAUAAUGAACAAACUAGCAGAAAAACCCGAUAGCAUAGAACGCGUAUACGAAAUGAGGGAUUGGAUAGAAACAAUACCGAUGACUUUGCGACAACUGGACGAUACGACAAGAAGAUAUGUGAUGGAAUACGAAAUAUUAGACUCUUUCAAAUAUUCUUUACAAAACGAAGACUUCGCUAACAAAUGGACCGCCAUAGGAUGGCCUUUAAAAGUUCAACAGGAAGCUGAAUUGAUAGAAUUAUUCUUGAAGGAAGAAGAGGAACGUUUCUAUAAAAUACAAUUAACGGACGAAUUUAAUCUACAAGAUAAGAUCGAAACGUUCACGGCGCAAGUAGUUCAAAUGUCCCAAUUGAAAGAUUUCAGUAAGACCCACGACAUUGCUUUGGACAUGAGGAGAUUAUGGAAAUCGAUGAAAGAAGCCCAAGAAUUAGGUCAACUGUUAAAUCAACGACAAAAGCUGUUCGGCGUCCCGGUCAUCCCCUGGGACAAUCUGAUUAAGUUAAUGAAGGAAUUCGAACCUUAUAAGAAUCUAUGGGGAGCUGCUUCAGAUUGGUUAAGGUCUCACGAGAUGUGGUUGGAUAAUCCGAUAGUUCAGAUAGACGCGGAAGCUAUAGAAACUACCGUUAGCGAUAUGUACAAGUUAAUGUCGAGGUCAAUAAGGACAUUCGCCGAGGUUCCGGCGAUGCAAAGCAUCGCUAUGGAUAUUAAGAAUCGAAUAGAAGAAUUCAAACCUAACGUACCGUUACUUUUGGCCCUGAAAAAUCCCGGAAUGAAAGAGAGACAUUGGGAACAAUUUGCCGAAGAAACUGGGAUUUUAUUGGAUUUUACGACCGGUGUUACUUUUCACGAUUGUUUGCAAUUGGGAGUGGAUCAAUAUAUCGAGAAGAUGGCGAAUAUAGCCGAACGUGCUACUAAGGAAUAUUCGAUCGAACAAACUUUGGAGAAGAUGAUGUCCGAAUGGGAAAAUAAUAAGUUGGAAUUGACACCGUACAAAACUACAGGUACUUAUAUUAUGAAGGUGUCUGAUGAAAUUCAACAGUUAUUGGACGACCAAAUUGUACUGACCCAACAGAUUUCGUUUAGUCCUUUCAAAGGACCAUUCGAAGAGACGAUAGAUGAAUGGGAAGACAAACUUAAAACAACAGCUCUAGUUAUUGAAGAAUGGAUGGACGUACAAAAGCAAUGGAUGUAUUUAGAACCUAUAUUCACUAGUGAGGAUAUAACCAAGCAGUUACCUGUCGAAAGUAAAAAAUAUAAUUCGAUGGAGAGAACGUGGAAAAGAAUUAUGAGAAGCGCUCUCGAUUGUCCACAGAUAAUCGAAUAUUGCGGCAACCGACCACUUUUAGAGGUCUUACGAGACGCCAAUCAUAUAUUACAAGUAGUCCAGAAAGGUCUUUCCGAAUAUUUGGAAGUCAAACGUAUGAUAUUCCCUAGAUUGUUCUUUCUCAGCGACGACGAACUGCUGGAGAUUCUAUCUCAAGCUAGAAAUCCGUUGGCCGUACAACCCCAUCUUAAAAAAUGUUUCGAAAAUAUUGCGAUGUUAACUUUCGAAGAAGAUUUACGUAUCACGCAAAUGUUUUCGGCCGAAGAAGAAUGCGUCGAUCUGGAACCGACUUUAUACCCGACUGGAAACGUGGAAAAUUGGUUGGUUGUGGUUGAAAAUUCGAUGAAAAAUACGGUUAGAACUCAGUUGGGAAAAUCCCUCCAGGAUCUACCUCUCAAAUCGAGAAAAGAAUGGGUGCUUCAAUGGCCCGGCCAAGUGGUCAUAGCUUGUAGUCAAACCUUUUGGACGGCCGGUGUUGAAAAGGGUAUAUUAGAAAAUGAAUUGAAUAAAUUUUUUACUGAAACGAUGUUGGUCAAUCUGGAUGACCUGCGAAGUUUGGUGAAAGGCAAACUUACGUUCGUCCAAAGGGAAAUUCUAUCUGCCCUUAUUGUAAUCGAGGUACAUUCCAGGGACGUAACGCAAAAUUUGAUCGAUUUAAAAAUCGAAAACGCCAACGAUUUCGAUUGGAUAAGUCAAUUAAGAUAUUAUUGGGUUGAAGAGCAGAUGAAAGUUCGGGCUGUGAAUGCGGAAUUUUCGUACGGGUACGAAUAUCUGGGUAACAGCGGACGUUUGGUGAUAACUCCUUUGACAGAUAGGUGUUAUUUGACCUUGACUGGGGCUCUUCAUCUCAAAUUCGGAGGUGCUCCUGCAGGACCAGCAGGCACUGGUAAAACGGAAACGACCAAAGAUUUAGCGAAGGCCUUCGCCAUACAAUGUGUAGUAUUCAACUGUUCCGAUCAAUUGGAUUUCAUGGCCAUGGGGAAAUUCUUCAAAGGUUUAGCGAGCUCGGGAGCUUGGGCUUGUUUCGAUGAGUUCAAUAGAAUCGACAUCGAAGUUUUGUCAGUGGUCGCUCAACAAAUAACAACGAUACAAAAAGCUCAACAGGCCCGUUUGGAAUCGUUCUUUUUCGAAGGAACGGAAAUCGCUUUGAAAGAUUCUUGCGCCGUUUUCAUCACAAUGAAUCCCGGUUACGCCGGAAGAACAGAAUUACCGGAUAACCUCAAAGCUCUAUUUAGACCAGUAUCUAUGAUGGUGCCGGAUUAUACGUUGAUAGCGGAAAUUUCUUUAUUCUCUUUCGGUUUUGGUAACGCUAAGAAUUUAGCGAACAAAAUCACAACAACGUUCAAAUUGAGUUCGGAGCAAUUGAGUAGUCAAGAUCAUUACGAUUUUGGAAUGCGAGCAGUUAAGACGGUCAUAGCCGUAGCCGGUAAUUUGAAACGGGAACACCCCGAUAUGGACGAACGACAAAUUGUAUUGAGAGCCCUUUUGGACGUCAACGUUCCCAAAUUUUUGAAAGACGAUUUAAAACUAUUCAGCGGCAUAGUAUCGGAUUUGUUUCCUCGAAUGGUCGAAGAGGAAGUAGAUUAUGGAAAUCUGGAAAAAUCUAUAAGAGCUUCAUCGAUUGCUCUCGGUUUACAAGACGUGAACGAAUACGUGAAAAAAGUCAUCCAGUUGUACGAAACUACCGUAGUUCGACACGGAUUAAUGUUGGUAGGUCCGACAGGAUCAGGAAAGACGAUGUGUUACAAAAUUUUGAAAGAUGCUAUGACCAGUUUGAAAGGGCAACCCCAGCCGAGCGGUUAUCCAUUCCAACCUGUACACACGUACGUUCUCAAUCCCAAAUCUAUUACUAUGGGUCAGCUCUAUGGAGAAUUCGAUUUGCAAACUCACGAAUGGACGGAUGGUAUACUUCCUUGCUUGGUACGACAUGGUAUAAAUGCGCCGAACAAAGAUAAACGUUGGUACAUUUUUGACGGACCUGUGGACGCCGUGUGGAUCGAAAAUAUGAAUACCGUAUUGGACGAUAACAAAAAACUUUGUUUAAGCAGCGGGGAGAUAAUAAAAUUGAGAGAUACCAUGACGAUGAUGUUCGAAGUGGCAGAUUUAGCUGUCGCUUCGCCGGCAACCGUAUCCCGAUGCGGGAUGGUGUAUUUGGAACCGGCGGUUUUGGGAUUGGAUCCUUUCGUUAAAUGCUGGUUGAAGAGGUUACCAGAUCUUGCUAAACAAUACGAAAAAACUUUCAAGACUUUGAUUGAAUUUUACGCGUUGCCCGCCAUAGAUUUUGUUAGAAAUAAUUUGAAAGAGAUAUUAACUUCUGUCGAUUCGGCCAUUUUGACGUGCUUUUUACGGUUAUUGGAUUUUCGAUUGGGUCCUUUGGCAGGGAGAGAUAAUAAACCCCCACCUGCGCAACACUUUUUGGAACUGAUUAAGGGACUGCUGGUACCUUGGGUAAUAUUUUCCGUUGUGUGGAGUAUUGGUUGUACGUGCGAUAAUAAUGGAAGGGUUAAGUUCGAUAAAUGGAUCAGGGAAAAAAUACAGGAGAGAAAAGACGGUCCGGUUCCUCCUUCUACAUCCCUCAUAUAUGAUUUCACAUUACACGACGGAGGCUUCACCGAUACUACUAGUGACGGUAAUCCUAGUCCACCAACAUGGAUAAGUUGGAUGAAUAAUAUCGAAGAAUAUAAAAUAACAAAAGAUAUGAAAUAUUCUGAUAUCGAAGUGCCGACUGUGAACAACGUUAGAAAUGCCGAAUUAAUUGGUAUGCUAUUGUACAAUGAAGAUAACGUUUUAGCAGUUGGCCCAACAGGUACCGGAAAAACUCUAACAGUUAUCGGAAAAUUGAGUAAAAAUAUGCACAAGAAAUUCAUUUGCGAUUUCAUUAGUUUUUCCGCAAGAACCACCGCAAAUCAAACCCAGGAUUUGAUCGAUUCCAAAUUAGACAGGCGUAGAAAGGGAGUGUUCGGCCCGCCGGUUCUCAAACGACAAGUUUUCUUUAUCGAUGAUUUUAAUAUGCCCGCGUUAGAGGUAUACGGGGCUCAACCCCCCAUAGAACUAAUCAGACAAUGGAUGGAUUUCCAAGGUUGGUAUGAUAGAAAAAAUAUAGGAGAUUUUCGUAAAAUUAUCGAUACAAAUUUCGUUGCGGCUAUGGGUCCGCCCGGGGGCGGUAGGAAUCCGGUAACCGCUAGAUUAUUACGUCAUUUCCAUUAUUUGACGUUUUUAGAAAUGGAAGACGAUAGUAAGUUGAAAAUAUUUGGAACUAUUCUCGGUUUUUGGUUGAAUAGGGCUCCGGAGGGCUUCGGCGAUUAUUUUGAUCCUUUGCUCAAUUCCACUUUGAUAGUUUUCACAACUAUCCUACACGAAUUGUUACCUACGCCAGCCAAAACCCACUACACAUUCAAUUUGAGAGAUUUGAGUAAAGUUUUCCAGGGUAUGUUGAUGUUCGAGGCCGAAACUCUCGAGGAUCCCGAAGCGAUGAUUCGUUUGUGGUACCACGAAAAUUGUCGGAUAUUCCAAGAUCGCCUUAUCAACGACGAAGACAGAUCUUGGUUUGAUUCUUUAUUGAAAGAACAAAUAUCCGUUCAUUUCGAAUUAGAGCCCGAAAUGGCGUUAGGCACAGACGACAUAUUGUUCGGCGAUUUCAUAGAUCCAACCGUGGGUUCAGGUGCCUAUAUACAAAUUAAGGAUUUCGAGAAAUUGUCAAACGCUUUGAAUUAUUAUUUGGAUGAUUAUAAUUUGCAAAGCACCAAACCGAUGAAACUGGUUUUAUUUCUGGACGCCAUGUUACAUAUUUCGAGAAUCUCCAGGAUAAUACGUCAACCGAUGGGUAACGCUUUGUUAUUGGGCAUGGGCGGAUCAGGUAGACAAAGUUUAACGAGAUUAUCGACGUUUAUGGCAGAGUUCAAUUGUUUCCAAAUAGAAUUGACUAAAUCUUAUGGUCAGAACGAUUGGCGGGACGACGUUAAGAAUCUUAUGUUGAACGCCGGUUUAAUGAGAAGAGAAACUGUAUUUCUUUUUUCCGAUACGCAAAUCAAGUCCGAAUCGUUCCUGGAAGAUUUGAAUAAUAUCUUGAAUUCUGGUGACGUUCCGAACAUUUACCAACCAGACGAACUGGACAAAAUCUAUCAAAAUAUGAAGGGACUCGUACAGGAAUUGGGUUUAACGGCUACCAAAUCGAAUUUGUUUGCUGUGUACCAAAAAGAAGUGAGAGCCAAUCUUCAUAACGUCAUCAGUAUGAGCCCGAUUGGUGAAAUAUUUCGAGCUAGAUUGCGUCAGUUUCCAGCUUUGGUUAAUAAUUGCACUAUUGAUUGGUUUAGUCCUUGGCCGGAUACCGCUUUACAGUCAGUGGCUUUACGAUUUUUGAAAGAAGUUGAAGAUUUCGACGUCUCUGAACGUACUUUGAACGGAAUCGUCAUGGUAUUUCAAUACAUGCACGCCAGCGUAGUCGAAGCUAGCCGCAGGUUCGAAAUUGAGUUGUCGCGUCAUAAUUACGUAACGCCUACGUCAUAUUUGGAACUUUUAUCGAGUUACACGGAGUUGAUGAAUAAGAAGAAGGGGUCGUUGACACAAGGCGUGGGACGGCUCAAAACAGGAUUGAGUAAACUUCAAAGUACCGCCGAAGAAGUUAAAGUACUUCAAGUGCAAUUGAAGGAAAUGAAACCGUUAUUGGAAAUAGCGGCCCGAGACGCAGAUAUUAUGAUUACGAAAAUAGCAGCUGAUACCGUUAUAGCCGAAGAAACUAAGGUAAUUGUGGAAAAAGAAGAACAGGCCGCUUCCGAAAAGGCCUAUCACACGCAGAAUAUAGCCGAGGAUGCUCAAAGGGAUUUAGACGAAGCGUUACCGGCUCUAAUUGAAGCGGAAAACAGCUUAAAAGCUCUGAAUAAAAACGAUAUAAUCGAAGUGAGAUCGAUGAAGAGACCACCAGCCGGGGUCGUGUACGUUAUAGAAGCCAUAUGUAUCGUAAAAAAUAUCAAACCAAACAAAAUACCUGGAUUCAAACCGGGCGAGAAACUUUUGGAUUAUUGGGAACCCGGUAGGAACAUGCUUUCCGAUCCACAAGCGUUUUUAGUCGGUUUAAUGAAUUUCGAUAAGGAUUCCAUUACGGAGGACAUGAUUGAGAAAUUGAAAAAAUACGUAGAAGAUCCCCUAUUUACCCCCGCCAAAAUAGCGAAGAUAUCGAAAGCUUGUACGUCUCUUUGUAUGUGGAUCCACGCCAUGUAUAAAUAUUAUUUCGUUAAUAAAUCCGUGGCGCCGAAAAAAGCGGCUCUGGCUCAAGCUAAAGCCGAUUUGGAAGCUACAGAACGCGCCCUGGCCGAAGCUAAAGCUAAGAUGAAAGAAGUACUGGAAGGAUUGGAACAACUACAGCAAGCUUUGGCGACGAAAAUAGCUUUUAAAGAAGAAAAAGAAGCGAACAUCAGUUUUUGCGAGGAUAGGAUGAACAGGGCAAUGAGAUUGAUCGGCGGUUUAGCCGAAGAGAAAAUUCGAUGGCUACAAACCAUCGACAAUAUAGAAGCCAAUGUAGUGAAUGUAACCGGAGAUAUUUUGAUAUGUUCCGGUUGUGUAGCUUAUUUAACACCUUUUACGGAUUCUUACAGACGUGAAUUAUUUUCAAGUUGGAUGGAGAAAAUAACGUUUUACGAGAUCCCUUUCACCCCUAACUGUAAUCCAGUAUCGAUAUUAGGUGAACCAGUACAGAUUCGAUUAUGGCAAUUGGACGGUUUACCCAGAGAUUACCUAUCGACAGAAAACGCCGUUUUGGUAUCUUGUUCACGUAGGUGGCCCCUUUUCAUCGACCCCCAGGGACAAGCGAAUAAAUGGGUCAAAAAUAUGGGGAAAAAUAUGGGACUUUCCAUUUGCAAGCUCGCCGAUAAAGAUUUGAUGCGUACCAUGGAAUCGUCGAUACGUUUCGGUAAAGCUGUACUCAUUGAAAACGUUGGAACUGAACUUGAUCCAGCUCUGGAUCCGGUACUGCUCCAUCAAGUUUUUAUGCAAAGCGGUACUUUGGUGAUUAAAUUGGGAGACGUCGUCGUACCGUACGAUUCGAAUUUCAAACUUUACAUUACAACUAAACUACCAAAUCCCCAUUACACGCCCGAGAUUUCUAUAAAAGUUCUCAUAGUAAAUUUCACGGUGGUAUCCACGGGGUUGCAAGAUCAGUUACUGGCUUUGGUGGUGAUGCAAGAAAGGCCGGAUCUGGAAGAACAGAGAAGUCAGAUCGUCGUUAGUAUUGCGACGAUGAAACAAGAAUUGAAAGAAAUCGAAGAUAGGAUUUUGUUCAAAUUGAGUUCUUCGGAAAUAUCUCCGAUCGAAGAUUUGGAUUUUAUUAUAACAUUGGAAGCUUCCAAAGUAAAAAGUGAGGAUAUUAAAAAUAAAGUCGAAUCGGCAGAAAUUACUCAAAUAGACAUCGACAAUACUAGAGCGUUGUAUAUUCCCGUGGCAAACAGAGCUCAAAUUUUAUUUUUCUGCGUAGCCGAUCUUUCGAAUGUCGACCCCAUGUAUCAGUACUCUCUGGAAUGGUUCGUUCAAAUUUUUGUUUCGACAAUGGCAGAAACCGAAAAAUCAGAUGUGAUUGAAACUCGAGUCAAAACUAUCAACGAUUCUUUCACGUACAAUUUGUAUAGCAACGUCUGUAGAAGUUUAUUUGAAAAACACAAAAUGCAUUUUGCUUUUUUGCUUUGUAUAAGGAUUUUGAUGGAUUUCAAAGAAGUCAAUCCUCAGGAAUGGCAACACUUUUUAGCAGGAGGAUCACCUACCAAGGAUCUACCUAACCCUGCUCCGAAUUGGUUAUCGAGUAGAGCGUGGAACGAAAUAUUAGCUCUAGAUGCUUUACCUAAUUUUCAAAAUUUUGUCACGACGUUUAGUGGAAAUAUAACAAGUUAUAGAUCCAUAUUUGAAAGCUUGGAACCGCACAGGGUUCCCUUGCCGUCCCCCUUCGACACGACUCUAGAUUCGUUUCAAAAAAUGAUAGUUCUAAAGAGUUUACGACCCGAUAAAGUCACUAACGCCAUGCAAGAUUUUCUAGCCGAUAAAAUGGGUCAACAAUUCAUCGAACCUCAAACGUCUGACUUAUCGGCUAUGUAUAAAGAGUCCGGUCCUGCUAUUCCGCUUAUUUUCGUUUUAUCGACGGGUACCGAUCCGGCCGCCGAAUUAUACAAAUUCGCCGAACGCAUGAAAAUGGGAAAGAGGAUGUUUUCGAUUUCCCUAGGACAAGGACAAGGUCCAAGAGCUGAAAAGAUUAUGCAGAGCGGAGUCGAAGUAGGAUCUUGGGUGUUUUUUCAAAAUUGUCAUUUGGCACCCAGUUGGAUGCCUCGACUGGAACGCAUCGUCGAAGCUCUUACACCGGAAACUACACACAGAGAUUUCCGCAUUUGGUUAACUUCUACGCCAUCUCCUAAUUUUCCGGUAGCCAUUUUACAAAACGGUAGUAAAAUGACGAUAGAACCUCCGUCGGGUUUGAAGGCGAACAUGUUGAGGGCCUAUAGGAACGAAGUGUCCGAUUUUAUGGAUUUUAUGCAAUCUAACGAUCCCAAAGGACCUACCUUCAAACUUCUGGUAUUUUCGCUUUGUCUAUUUCACGGUAUUGUUUUGGAAAGAAGAAAAUUCGGUCCUUUAGGGUUCAAUAUCCCUUACGAAUUUACAGAUGGUGAUCUUAAAAUCUGCAUAUCCCAACUGCACAUGUUCCUAAUGGAAUACAGCGAUAUACCUUUCAAAGUAUUGACCUAUACAGCUGGACAAAUCAAUUAUGGAGGAAGAGUAACAGACGAUUGGGAUAGAAGAUGCUUAAUGAACAUAUUGGCCGAUUAUUACAAAAAAGACGUCAUCAAUCAAACUUACGUCUUUGAUAAGCAAGGAUACUAUCACCAGAUACGAACCGAUGUUUUAUUCGCUGAUUACGUGGAAUAUAUUAAAACUCUACCUAUUAACGACGAUCCAGAAUUGUUUGGACUUCAUCCUAAUGCCGAUAUCACCUUUGCUCAAUCGAAAACUUACGCUUGCCUCUCUACGUUGCUAUUACUUCAACCUAAGCAAAUAGGUGGCGCUGCCAGUAGUCAAGAAGAAACAACAGCUAAUGCCGCGCGGUCUAUUUUAGAACAAACACCCGAUUUAUUCGAUUUAGAUCUAAUAUCGAAACGUUAUCCUGUCCUCUAUGAAGAAUCCUUGAAUACUGUGAUCAUUCAGGAAGCCAUAAGAUACAACAAGUUAUUAUCUGUUAUAAAAUCAUCCUUAUACGAUCUCUUGAAAGCCCUUAAAGGUUUGGUAGUGAUGUCGGAAGCUUUGGAAAAGAUGUCACAAAGUUUAUUCAGUAAUUUGGUGCCUCAAUUGUGGGCCUCUAAGGCUUAUCCAUCACUAAAACCUCUAGGAGCUUGGGUGACUGAUUUAAAAGCGAGAAUCCAAUUUUUAAAUAAAUGGGUAGACGAAGGGAUACCUCCCGUUUUUUGGAUAUCCGGUUUCUAUUUUCCCCAAGCUUUUCUCACUGGUACCCUACAAAAUUACGCGAGAAAAUAUAUAGUUUCGAUAGAUACGAUUAAUUUCAACUUUAAAGUAUUGGAUCAUUUUCCGAAGCAGAGGCCGUCAGACGGGUGUUGUAUAUACGGUUUGUUUCUAGAAGGAGCUCGUUGGAAUGCUAAACUUAAAGUUUUGGACGAAUCUAACCCGAAAGAACUUUAUACAGAUAUGCCGGUUGUGUGGUUACAGCCUGAAGAAAAUCACGUUUGCCCAGAAGGCGUUUAUCAAUCGCCUGUUUACAAAACUCUAACUAGAGCCGGUACUCUUUCUACCACAGGUCAUUCAACGAACUAUGUUUUGACUAUCGAAAUACCGAGCUUAAAACCACAACCUCAUUGGAUUAAAAGAGGUGUAGCAUUAAUAUGCGCUCUAGAUUAUUAA
Molecule: messenger RNA, 12471 nt
Organism: Diorhabda sublineata
Lineage: Eukaryota; Metazoa; Arthropoda; Insecta; Coleoptera; Chrysomelidae
Product: dynein axonemal heavy chain 1-like
Exons: 62
Coding region: 1-12471 (4156 amino acids)
Biological process (GO): microtubule-based movement
Cellular component (GO): dynein complex
Molecular function (GO): dynein intermediate chain binding; ATP hydrolysis activity; dynein light intermediate chain binding
Source: RefSeq, a predicted model, not a curated record